Messenger RNA from Melitaea cinxia (Glanville fritillary), 3795 nucleotides. It is a transcript of the gene unc-13-4A, whose product is annotated as BAI1-associated protein 3. The record is from RefSeq and is a predicted model, not a curated record. NCBI's taxonomy places the organism in Eukaryota, Metazoa, Arthropoda, Insecta, Lepidoptera, Nymphalidae. The coding region runs from base 1 to 3795 and encodes 1264 amino acids. The transcript has 24 exons.
AUGAGUUUUUUAACUUCACUGGGGCAAUAUGUGGCCGGGAUGGCAGACAGUGUUGCUGGGCUCGCCUUGUCUCCUCGACGAGCGCCCCCCUCCCGACACCGCUCUGCCGAGGAGUCCCAACAACAACAACCACACUCAACGGCAACAAUGCGAGGAUUUCCACGAGUGUUACCCACCGAGGGUGCAUCCGCGCUAAGCGCUCGGCGACGCACCUUGGACUGCCUAGCGCCUGCUACGACGCCUCGACGCGGGGGAUCGCUACGCGUGCCAAGGCAGCCUCAGCCACCGGAAAAGCCUACUAUGGCGUUCUGUAAAAGACGCCUAUCGUGGCCGGAAGUCGAUAUUUCAGUUAAAUCAGGAGUUCAAGACACCGACGGCUCUUAUUUUGAGAGCUUCACAGCCCUAUCAUGGCGUCAAGAGAACAGACGGUUGGCAGCCCUGCGACUAGCUGAAGCGAGAGCUGAGAGACCUCCGCCUGCUCCUCACGAUCUUGGCCUUCCGAGCGUUUCUGCACAGCUCUCACAUAAAGAACACGAGCAUCUCUAUACUGAGGUAUUAUACUGUAUCGAGAAUGCAGUUGGUGCUCCAGCACCAGACGGACAAUUUGCGUCAUACAAAGAGGAGGUGAUCGAAUAUGCCCGCCGAGCUUUCAAAGUACCGCCCGAAGUUCAUGCGCGCGCUUUACGUGCCGCGGGAAGUGAGCGACCACCAACUGUUGUACUGGGUUGCGUUGUCAUUGAAGCCGAUGGACUGGAGGCUAAAGAUGCUAACGGAUUCAGCGAUCCUUACUGUAUGCUAGGCAUACAGCCAGCAUCCAUACCCGCUUCUCCUCGCGCUUCGGAAGACGAAGGUCGUAAGCACGGCUUCAGACUGAGCUUCAAGCGUCGUGAUGGUCGACAACAGCGUGACAGUCUCGGCAGACUACCAGCGAGAUACAUUCGCGCGACCAGUGUCCGACCGCAUACACUGUCACCAAAAUGGAAUGAAACAUUCAAAUUUGAUAUCGACGAUAUAUCAUCGGACGUCCUACACCUAGACAUCUGGGAUCACGAUGAUGAAAGCUCCGUGCUGGAUGCUGUGUCCCGUCUCAAUGAGGUCCGCGGGGUUCGAGGUCUCGGCCGCUUCUUUAAGCAAGUGUGCCAGAGCGCAAGGCAAGGAAGCCAGGAUGAUUUCCUUGGUUCUGUAAACAUCCCCUUACGCGAAAUUCCAUCGACGGGGGUCGAAGCGUGGUACAAGUUGGAGGCGCGCUCCCAGCGCUCAUCUGUGCAGGGCCGCAUCAGACUCAGGCUGUGGCUCUCGGCGAGAGAAGCUGGCAGGCAUGACGAUGAUAAUUGGCAGCAAGUGCGUCAACACGAGCGUUUGUUUGGCGUGCUACUGGCUCACGAGGUGGAGACGGCUGCGAACACAUCGUCUAGUGGAGCGGAGAGCGAGAGUGGAGAAUGGGAGGGCGAACUGUGCGGGGCAGCGCAGACGUUGCUGCACCAACACGCGGUACAGGGCGAUUUGAGUCCGCUUCAAGCGGCUAUCGCCCGCUUCGCCGCCUCGUGCAAGCUUAACAGCGAGGCACCUCUUGACCCGAAGUACAUGCACAAGCUGCUGAUCGAGUUAGAGCGGGCGUGGUGUGCAAGCGAGAUUUCAAGCGGAAGCGGUGGCGGGAGCGGGAGCAGGGGCGGAAGCGGGGGCGGGGGCGGGGACGGUGGCGCGGGAGUCUCGCACGAUGAGGAGCGCUGGCUCGCCGUCUGCUUCUGCGAGUUUGUAGAACGCGCUCUACAUCAACUGCGUCUCCACCGCGACCUCUACCCCGUACUGCACCACAUGAGUCUGAAUAAGUUGGAGUUUCUCUUACGUUGUCUCAAUCAGCUGUCGCAAAUGAAAGCAUUUUGGCGUUGCUGCCCUUUUAAUAAUGAAAUUAGGAGCGAGAUAGUGUGUGCGUUGCGUAAGGGCUCUGCGGAGUGGUACGAGGCGCUGUGCGCGCAGGACACAGACUCAGAGCGCGGUGAAGAUCUCGUCAAUCUCAUCACACUCGUACAGAUCGACCUGCAGCAGGGCCUCACAUACUACCAUCCGCUCUUCGAGACGACAAACAAUGUACCAUACUUCAGCGUUGUUUUCACGCAAAUAGACAAAAUGGUAUCCGAAGAAGUGAAACAGUGCGUGGAGCUGUGGGUGACUGAGGGUUGGUGCGGAGUUGCUGAAGAGGAAGUGUUCGACGAACACGGGAACGGAAUGUGCGUGGUGUCUGCGAAAACGCUUCCCUUCGAAGUGUUAGCUGCAGUACGCGAGCUGGUGGCGGGCGCGCCGCCUCACUCCGCGCACGACCCGCCUCCACAGCUGCUUGACGCCUAUCAAUGGUUCGAGCCGCUGAUCGAUCGAUGGCUGGCAGUAACCAAGACCAUGGCGUUACAACGAGUACGUGUAGCAGUGGAGCUAGAUCGCUCAGUUGAAGGAGAGCAUAUUGUCAAACACAGCACCUCUUCAGUUGAUACAGCAGCUUGUUUGUACCAUAUGCGAAUGGUGUGGCGAGCGAUUGGAGGCGUGGAAGAGGGCACUAUUGGCGGCGGUUUAAGGCUUCUAGAGGCAGCAUGCGCCACAGCCCUUCACUAUGCGGACCUUGUUCAUGGCGCACUUGCCGAUCAGGGAUAUUACGAGAAUCAUGGCCAAAACAAAACGACGGAGGAGAUAUGCACGAUUGUGAACAAUCUGGAAUAUGUUCGCCGCUCCCUUGCCGAGUACGACGAUGAGCACGUCAUUGCCAACGAUGAAAAUGCACGCCAACUAGUUCGCGGUGCACUCGGUACACUGGAGUCUCGUGCAACGCGCGCUGCUCUACCUCUAUCUGCUCGCGCCCGACCACCAUUGCGGAAAGCAGUAUUCCAUCUCGCCUGGUCACCGGAUACGCUACCUACACCACAGGCCAUAACUCCUCUGCUGGAAUUUUUGGAUCAGCAUUUAUCAUCAUUGAAUACAUGGUUAUUACCAAGAGCAUUCAUCCGAGCUUUAGCCGGGUGUUGGAGUGCAGUUCUUAAGGAGAUAUCUGCUCAAGCUGAUGCUGGAGGAGCGGAAAAGCCAAGAGUAUACCAUCACAGGCUUAGAGAAGCCCUUGAGUUACUGGCGGAAUUCUUUCACGCCGAAGGAAAAGGACUGCCUAUGUCAGAGGUGCAAAGCGCGGAAUGGGCGCGUGUGGAACAGCGCCUACAGUACCACCAAGCUCCAAGUGAAGAGUUACUUGAGCUGUGGCUAGCUGAUCGUCUUCAAGAACAGAGUCGAACACCGCUACCGUCACCCUACGGCUCUAUACUGAUCAGAGUGUACUUCAACCACGACUCCUUGUGCGUCGAGGUUUUGUCGGCGCGGGACGUGAUCCCGCUCGACCCGAACGGCUUGAGCGACCCCUUCGUCGUCCUUGAGCUGCUCCCGAAACGACUCUUUCCGAAAACUCACGAACAGAGCACUAACGUGCAGAAGAAAACCUUGAACCCGGUGUGGGACGAAUGCUUCGAAUUUGCGGUGUCGCUGGAGGCGUGUAAGUCACCGCAGGCGGCGCUGGCGCUGUCCGUGUGGGAUCGUGAUGUGUUGACUGCGGACGACUUCGCGGGCGAAGCGUUCGUGUCGCUGGCGCGCGUGCCCGGCGUCAACUGUCACGCCCCGCCUGACCCGCUGCGCCCUAUAGAACUACCGCUCAUGCAGUUGCAUGAUAGAUGUCAUCCCAUACUGCAGAUCUUGGAGUCACGAACGACGGAUAAACUGGCAAUGGAUUUCGUUAAAAAACAAAGAUUACGUUUUGCUGAACAGUAA